Telopea speciosissima is the source of this 2498-nucleotide messenger RNA. Its product is annotated as zinc finger BED domain-containing protein RICESLEEPER 1-like. Bases 202 to 2265 code for a protein of 687 amino acids. Gene Ontology annotation, molecular function: DNA binding; protein dimerization activity. NCBI's taxonomy places the organism in Eukaryota, Viridiplantae, Streptophyta, Magnoliopsida, Proteales, Proteaceae. The transcript is spliced from 5 exons. The record is from RefSeq and is a predicted model, not a curated record.
AACCUACCAAACCGACCCGAGACUUGAAAAAAGCCCUAACCCUUGUCGGGCAACCAGUCGGACUUCGGUGAGGAAGGACCGAAGGUAGGUGACCGUCUGCAACUUCACCUCUACUCCUUGGUUAAAUUUCUGCUUUACCUGCUGGGCUUGGUGGAGAUCUCCUCUUUCUGCAAGUCUCUCCUAGAUGAUGUGCCUUCCACAAUGCCGCCUCCAACUGAUCUAGCAGUACUUCCAUCUCCGACACUGGCAAGAGACCAAGUCCAUGAAAUGGAAAUAUCAAGUCCGACAACUGUUGUAAAACCAAACAAGAGAUUGACAUCUGUUGUGUGGAAUGACUUCGAAAGGGUAAAAAAGGGUGAUGUUUGUGUGGCUGUUUGUAAACAUUGCAAAAAGAAACUCAGUGGAUCAAGUACUAGUGGUACGUCACAUUUGAGAAAUCAUUUAAAAAGGUGUAGGAAAAGGACUAAUCAUGACAUAACUGAGCUACUAGUAGUCAGAGAGAAGAAGAAAGAUGGAACCCUUGACCUUGGAAACUUUAAGUUUGAUCAGGAACAGAAAAAAGGUGAGACGUUUAGCCUCGAAAAUUAUAAGUUUGAUCCAGAGAGGAGUCGACUUGAUCUUGUACAAAUGAUAAUCUUACAUGGCUAUCCGUUGGCCAUGGUUGAGCACAUUGGAUUCAAAAUGUUUGUUAAGAAUCUCCAGCCAUUGUUUAACCUAAUGAAUUGUUCUACUGUUGAGGCUGAUUGUAUGGCAAUUUAUGCAAAGGAGAAGCAGAAAAUGUACGAAGUAUUGGAUAAAUUGCAUGGUAGAAUUAGCCUCAUUGCUGAUAUGUGGGUUUCGUGUGAAAGUGGUGGAUACUUGUGUUUGACAGCACACUACAUUGAUGGGACUUGGCAAAUGCAGAAAAGGAUUCUCAAUUUUGUAAUGGUUGAUCCCUCUCAUACUGAAGACAUACUUUCAGAAGUUCUUAUGACAUGUCUAAUGGAUUGGGAUAUUGAUCGUAAACUGAUCGCCUUGACAUUGGAUGACUGUUCCACCAAUGAUAAUUUUGUUUCAAGAAUAAGGGACCGACUCACACAGAAUAAGUUGCUUUUGAGUAAUGGUCAAUUGUUUGAUGUUCGCUGUGCUUCACAUAUUCUUAAUCUUAUUGUUCAAGAUGCAUUGGAUGCACUGCGUGAUGUAAUUGAGAAAAUUCGAGAAAGUAUUAGGUAUGUUAAAAGUUCACAGGGAAGGCAAGAAAAGUUCAACGAAAUUGCUCAACAAAUUCGGGUCUAUUGUCAGAAGAGCUUAUGUCUUGAUUCUCCAAUGAGAUGGAUUUCAACAUAUCUUAUGCUUGAAGUUGCCUUGGAAUACAAAGAUGUAUUUUCUCUUUUGCGAGAACAUGACCCUGCCUACAAGCUGGCACCAUCUGAUCUAGAGUGGGGAAGGGCAACUGCCAUUACUAACUAUUUGAAGCUUUUCUUUGAAGUUACCAAUAACUUCUCGAGCAUUAAACAUCCGACUGCAAAUCUUUAUUUUCCUGAGAUUUGUGAUGUUCACUUGCAAUUGAUUGAGUGGUGCAAAAGUGCAGAUACAUUCAUUAGUGGUAUGGCACUGAGGAUGAAAAGCAAAUUUGAUAAAUACUGGAACACUUGCAGUUUGGCUUUAGCAAUGGCCGCCAUUUUGGAUCCUCGAUUCAAGAUGAAGUUGGUGGAAUAUUACUACCCACAGAUAUAUGGUAGUGCUGCUGCAGAUCGCAUAAAGGUUGUCUCUGAUAAUAUUAAGGAGCUUUUCAAUGACUAUGCAAUAUGUUCGACAUUGACUAAUUUCGAGCAUGGUUUGGCUUGGGAAGGUCGAGCCAAUAGUGGGUACAGUGGUACCGGCUUACCGAGUGCCAGCAAUGACAGGCUUAGUGGUUUUGACAAGUUCCUUCAUGAAACUUCCAAUACGCAACGUGUUAAGUCAGAUUUGGAUAAAUAUUUGGAGGAACCUGUCUUUCCUCGUAAUGUGGAUUUUAGCAUAUUGAAUUGGUGGAAAGUUCACACACCAAGGUAUCCUAUCUUAUCUAUGAUGGCUCGUGACGUUCUCGGAAUUCCAAUGGCGACUGUUCCAUUAGGAUCAACAUUCAAUGCUGGUGGCAGGAUACUUGAUCCUUACCGGAGUGCUCUAAAUCCCGACAUUCUGCAGGCCUUGAUAUGCACACAAGACUGGUUACGAACUGAUUUAGAAGAAUCACAGCCAUCCUCAAGCCAUGCGGUUUUGUCCUUGUGCCUUGAUACAACUUAGUCUGUGGAUCAAGGUUCACGGAUCAUUAUGAUGGUGCCUAAUUGUAUCUGGAUGCUAUUUUCUUCUCAUCCUCCAUGCCAUUUCUAUUAUCUUUGGAGCUUAAAUGCUAUUUGGGAAGAUAUGUUAACCUUUACAUGUACUGAGAUGUACCAUUGUCGACUUAGAUGGUUAGAGGUGGUCUUUAUCAUGCUUUAAGGGAAACUUAUGAUCUGGGUCUGGUUUUUUAGUUCCCA